Penicillium canariense is the source of this 1320-nucleotide messenger RNA. RefSeq names its product tRNA-splicing endonuclease subunit SEN54 family protein. The record is from RefSeq and is a predicted model, not a curated record. The transcript has 3 exons. Gene Ontology annotation, cellular component: tRNA-intron endonuclease complex. Gene Ontology annotation, biological process: tRNA-type intron splice site recognition and cleavage. Lineage: Eukaryota; Fungi; Ascomycota; Eurotiomycetes; Eurotiales; Aspergillaceae. Bases 1 to 1320 code for a protein of 439 amino acids.
AUGGCGGACGCAGACGAAGAUGCCAUCCGUGGCACUGCAGUUCAGGCGACCCAGAUCGAGACCGAUCUCUCUGACGAAACACAGGACUUCCGCCUGUUGAAUCACCUCAAUUUUCUCACCGAUACAUCCUCCUCCAGUCUCCCCCGCCGUGGUGAAAAAGACUUCGAGCCCAAUCCAACUGAAUUCCAGGCCGAUGUGCUCUCCUCCUCCCGCCAGGCGAUGCACAAUGCGCUCGCAUAUCCUCGCCUUCACAACCCCAAGAACCAAGUCAUAGCCUUCUAUGCCCCCGAUGGACCUGCACCCCCGCCCAAUGUGGAACAGGACACCGGCAAGACGACCGGUAGGGGCGCGAGUGUUUCGCCGGAUGCAUGCGUCUAUGUACCGAAUCCCAAGGGCCAGUAUUUCAAGACUAUGGGGCAAGCGGAUCGAUGGGGGAGGAUCUGGUUGCUGCCUGAGGAGGCAUUGUAUCUGCUAGAGCGGGGGAGUCUGGAUAUUCGCUGGCCCGCUGAGGUUACCGGUGGUGGUGGUGAGGAGGGAGCUGAUCACGAACUAUCUAUCCCGAUGAGUUUGCAAGCAGCUUACGCGCGCCUCAUGGGACGAGGUGGCUUGACGCUCGAACGGUUCUCCGUGUUCACUGGCUUGCGGAGGAUCGGUUACUCCAUUUAUCGAGCGCCUGGCUGGGAUGACCUGGCCGAGGUGGCCGCCCCAGCGGAUGAAAACCGCAAGGAUGCCUAUACGCAGCCGCUCCGGCGUGGCCCAGGUCUUGCUGGUAUCCUUGGAAGUCUCUUCGACUGGAUUCACGAUCCGACCUCCACAUCGUCCACGGCGGCUGGUCCCGUCGUCGGAUGUGGCAUCCACCGCAACUACGCCGAUGUAUACCGAAAACUGGCCUUAAUCCCCUGGUACGACCCAACCCUCGCGACAGAACGCGACGCCCUUGACACGCCAGCGCCCUUCCGCGUCAUCUUCCACGUCUACAAGCCCUCAACCUCCAUUAAAAAGUCCGCCCGUCCACCCCCAGACUUCCGCAUCGCGGUCAUCAACACGCGCGAGCAAACUACUGCCCCGACCCUACCACAACUUGGCGCCCUUCUCGAAAGCACACCGCUCGAUCCACCACACGGCGAGAAAAUGGAGCGGCAGAUGUACAUGCGCCUGCGGCAUGGCUACCGCAACGUCAUUUUGGCGGUUGUGGACCAGGGUGUCACCAGCUUUUUGCGAGUUGCGGAUGCUGCCUUUGGGAAAGAGAAGUUGUAUGAAAGCAAGAACGGGCCGUCGGGGCCGAAAAAUAGUGGCAACUACCGCAAAAAGAAACGGUGA